AAAGCAGCGUUGGUUCAACGUUUAACGUAUUGGUCACGUCAGCACGCUUUAAACGUCAUCGCGUUUUGUUAGGGCUCGGCGAGGUAAGAUGGCGGCGCCAGAAGAACAGGAAUUAUCUCAGGCUCAAACUGAAAAACUCCUCCAGUUUCAGGACCUGACAGGCUUGGAGUCAAUGGACCAAUGUCGGCGCACAUUAGAACAACACAAUUGGAACAUUGAGGCCGCAGUACAAGACAGACUAAAUGAGCAAGAAGGAGUUCCGAGUGUCUUCAACCCGCCACCCGCCAGACCGUUACAGGUCAACACAACAGACCACAGAGUGUAUAGCUAUAUUGUCUCAAGGCCACAGCCUAGAGGCUUAUUAGGUUGGAGUUACUACUUGAUAAUGCUUCCCUUCAGGUUUACGUAUUAUACACUUCUGGACAUAUUCAGAUUCGCCCUAAGAUUCAUCCGACCAGAUCCGAGGGGUCGUGUCACAGAUCCUGUUGGAGAUGUCAUGUCUUUUAUUCAAAGUUUUGAGGAGAAAUAUGGUCGAUCACAUCCUGUAUUCUACCAGGGAACAUAUAGUCAGGCUCUGAACGAUGCCAAGCGAGAACUUCGCUACUUGUUAGUUUAUCUUCACGGAGAUGAUCACCAGGACACAGAUGAGUUCUGCCGAGCCACGUUAUGUUCAGAAGAGGUACUGACCUUCAUUAACACAAGGAUGCUGUUUUGGGCAUGUUCCACCAGCAAGCCAGAGGGCUACCGAGUCUCUCAGGCCCUGCGGGAGAACACCUAUCCCUUCCUGGCUAUGAUCAUGCUGAAAGACCGCAAAAUGACAGUUGUUGGGAGACUGGAGGGCCUCAUCCAGCCUGAGGAUCUUAUCAACCAGCUGACCUUCAUCAUGGAGGCAAACCAGACAUAUCUCAUGUCAGAACGACUAGAGAGGGAGGAGAGGAAUCAGACGCAGGUACUGAGGCAGCAGCAAGAUGAAGCUUACCUGGCAUCCCUCCGUGCAGACCAGGAAAAAGACAGAAAGAAAAGAGAAGAACAGGAGCAGAAACGUCAAGAGGAGGAGAAAGUGCGCCAGAGCGUCCUUGCCGAAGAGAGGAGACGAAGAACACUGGAAGAAGAGAAGGAGCGCAAGUCUGAGUGUCUUCCUCCUGAACCGCCACUGGACGACCCAGACAGUGUCAAAAUAGUGUUCAAAUUGCCCAACGAUACCCGCGUGGAGCGGAGAUUCCUCUUCAGCCAGUCAUUGACGGUAAUACACGACUUCCUGUUUUCAUUGAAAGAGACCCCUGAGAAAUUCCAAAUAGUAACGAAUUUCCCACGCCGGGUCCUGCCUUGCCUUCCGACGGAAGAGCAGCCCAAUCCCCCGACUCUGAUGGAGGCCGGUCUGAGCCGGUCAGAAGUCCUCUUUGUGCAGGACCUCACAGACGAUUGACAUUUAGCUAACCCCCUGCUCACCACUCAAAGUCCCGCCUCCCCUCCAGUUUGUUCUUCUGUUUGAUGGCCUGGACGAGAGGUCUCUGAAAUAAACCUUUUACUGAAUUUAAAAAAGAAAAAACAAACAAAAAAAUAACCCAUACUUCCCUGCAGUGAAGUUUUGUUCUGUAAAAUGAGUGCAAGGUGAACGGCCCUGUAAAUAUAUGACCUAGAUAUUUAAGGACAAGCCUGGAAGCCACAACAGAGUUAUCUUUUUCUUUUCUUUUUUUUAAUGCAAAUCAAAGUCGACCAUAUAAUGUAUCUCAUCUAACGACCAAAAGAGGGUUGUCGGCAGAGGUUCCGAUGGGCUGCUUGCGGUUCAAGUGAAUUCAAAAAAGAAAACAAAAGGCCACAGCUUUUCUAUGUGGCUUUGUCUAUAUAGAGUAUAGUGCAAGUCUGCCCAUAGUGUGCCUGUGGUAAUUCAUAGAUGCCUAUGUUGCCUGUCGUCCAUCUGAUGGGUCUGGUCAUGUAAAGAUGUAAUUUUCCAAUUCUAAAUUAAACAUUUUAAAAUGUU
Labeo rohita (rohu) is the source of this 1981-nucleotide messenger RNA. It is a transcript of the gene faf2, whose product is annotated as Fas associated factor family member 2. NCBI's taxonomy places the organism in Eukaryota, Metazoa, Chordata, Actinopteri, Cypriniformes, Cyprinidae. Gene Ontology annotation, cellular component: endoplasmic reticulum. Gene Ontology annotation, molecular function: ubiquitin binding. The record is from RefSeq and is a predicted model, not a curated record.